GGCAACAUGGUUCCACAAGAGAAAGGGCUUCGCUAUCGGCAUCGUGGCCUAACCUACAGCCGGGCUCGUCAUGCCAGUCAUGCUUCGCUUUCUCAUCACGUCGCAAGGUUUCAACAAUGCAGUGAGAUAUGUCACCAUAGUCAUAUCUGUUGCGAGUUUCGCGGCAGUGCUGCUGGCUCGACCCAACCCUGCGCAUACGUUUAGAAAACCAGAAAAGUGGUUGUCAAAGAGAACGUGGGUUGAUACAUCGGCAUUCCGUGAUGCUGCAUUCUGUUGGUUCACAGCAUCGAUUGCUGCAUUGUUCCUCGGCUUUUACUGCGUGUUUUUCAACCUUGAAGAAUGGGCAGCGACCAACGGCAUUGCCUACAAAGGUACAGCUCCAUCAGGAGGACAGACAACUCUAUCGACAUACUGGCUGCUGAGCAUCAUGAAUGGCUGCAGUACAUUCGGCCGACUCAGCUCGGCAUGGCUCUGCGACCGAUUCGGAGCGCUGAAUGUUCAUAUGACGGUGACGAUCGUGGCGAGCAUUCUUUGCCUAUUUCUGUGGACGUUUGCCAACACCCUGGCACCUGCUUUGGCUUUUGCCAUACUGUUUGGAGCGUUCUCCGGCAGUGUGAUCGGACUACCCCCAGCAUCGAUGGCGGCAAUCCUUGGACCCGAGGCAGACAGACAGGCCAAACUUGGGCAGUGGACAGGCAUGAUGUAUACAGCGGCAGCGCCAUUUGCCUUGGUCGGACCUGUGAUUGCCGGUCAUUUGGUCACGAGGUACGACACGUACCUUGGAGUACAGAUCUGGAGCGGAGUUUGUCUGCUUCUAAGCGCCAUCUGCAUGGCCAUGGCAGUGCUCGUCACGCGCAAGAAGUCAAUGAGCAGUGGCAGGGAUGAAAAGGUGUAGAUGCAUCUGUAGCAAAGCACAGUCACACCUAUCGACGGACCCAAGGCAGGGGAUCUUCGAAAGGAGGUAUCUCGGUCUAUCGAUUCAAAUGCAGAAAGAGUCGUGCCUUGAAAUAGCCAUUGAACGGGACGGCAUUACGCACACUAAAGGACGGACCGGCGUUCAAGGGAGGAUUAGAACAAGAUUAGAUAUGAUCAACGAAUGUAAUGACUCGAGAUUCAAGCA
This is a messenger RNA of Aureobasidium subglaciale EXF-2481, 1120 nucleotides long. RefSeq lists its product as uncharacterized. Bases 71 to 895 code for a protein of 274 amino acids. The transcript is spliced from 2 exons. Gene Ontology annotation, biological process: transmembrane transport. The record is from RefSeq and is a predicted model, not a curated record. Gene Ontology annotation, molecular function: transmembrane transporter activity. Gene Ontology annotation, cellular component: fungal-type vacuole membrane. Lineage: Eukaryota; Fungi; Ascomycota; Dothideomycetes; Dothideales; Saccotheciaceae.